AUGUGCAACAAAUUUGUGGGAAGCUGGAAACUCAUCUCUAGUGAAAAUUUUGAUGAUUACAUGAAGGAAUUGGGAGUGGGAUUGGCCACCAGGAAACUUGGCAACUUGGCAAAACCUAAAGUCAUCAUCAGCAUGAAGGGUGAUGAGAUCACAAUCAAAACGGAAAGCGUCUUUAAAAAUACACAGAUCGCAUUUAAGUUGGGUCAAGAAUUUCAAGAAACCACAGCAGAUGGCAGAAAAACCAGGACUCUUGUAACCUUAGAAAAAGGUGCACUGGUUCAAGUGCAGAAAUGGAAUGGCAAGGAAUCGACAAUAAGGAGGAAACUAGUAGAUGGGAGAAUGGUGGUGGUAAGUUGCUCUUUUUAA
This is a messenger RNA of Python bivittatus (Burmese python), 366 nucleotides long. RefSeq names its product myelin P2 protein. NCBI's taxonomy places the organism in Eukaryota, Metazoa, Chordata, Lepidosauria, Squamata, Pythonidae. Gene Ontology annotation, molecular function: lipid binding. The record is from RefSeq and is a predicted model, not a curated record.